This is a messenger RNA of Lineus longissimus, 1508 nucleotides long. RefSeq lists its product as uncharacterized. NCBI's taxonomy places the organism in Eukaryota, Metazoa, Nemertea, Pilidiophora, Heteronemertea, Lineidae. The transcript has 2 exons. The coding region runs from base 138 to 1331 and encodes 397 amino acids. The record is from RefSeq and is a predicted model, not a curated record.
UGUGAUGCAUGGGCUUGAAACUGGGAUGCAUACGCCCUUCGUUGAUAACUGACAAGUAGGCAUAAAGGAGGAUCGUGUUGGUCUUGUAUGUAAGUGUGUAAAUCUUACUGAAAAUGUAACUUUCAGUCAAAAAUUAAAUGGCUUAUCGGACGCGUGCCCUUGUUGUUGGGUUGACGAUGUUCUUGGUGGGGGCAGCCACCUACCAGUUCUUCACCAGUAUCGGCCCGUCAAUAGCGGGACGCGCGAAGAUGCGCGUAUACUCCGACAGCGCUACUAACCUUCGAAUGGCUGCGAAGCUGGGGAGGUCGAUGACUUCUACUGCAGCAAGAGUGGCGGAUCAUUUGGUGGAACUUGGCGACUGUGCCACUUUUCGCGCCAGUGCCCCGAUCUAUGCCCAUUGGAAGCUACGGGCGGAUUUACCAAAUGUCUCCUUGUCUGAUCCUCUGAAAUCCAUCUUUCAUUACGGAAUAUUUAUCGAUCCUAAUGUUACAUUGGCUGCCAAAACUAGAAAACCGGAGGAUGGGAAAUACGUGGUUCCAAAUAUACAGCAUUACGCUUGGUAUUCGGACAAUUCUAAAAAUGUCAAAGUGAAUCUAAGAUUUCAUCAUUAUUUGAGUAUGCUCAGUGCUCAGAAAUUUAAUAAGCCAGAUUGUGUUUACUUUUGGUAUGAGAAAGAGCCAACUGGUGAACUUUGGGAAAAAUUAAAAAACAAGUUACCAAACUUGAUUAUGGUGUAUCGUGAAGGUCCCACUUCCAUAUAUGGAAAUGUAAUUAACUUGCCGGAGCACAAGUCGGAUGUUGUGCGCUUAGAGGCGUUGCUCAAGUAUGGCGGACUUUACACCGACUUGGAUGUUCUCGUUUUAAAGCCUUUGACGGACCUUCGCGUCCACGAUAUGACCAUGGGAUAUGAAUCAGCAGGCGAAGCCCGCAACUGGCUUUGCAAUGGAAUCAUGCAGGCAAAGCCCAAUGCCACUUUUCUGCGGAUAUGGUACAAACGGUAUGAAAAGUUUAAUGAUGGGAACUGGGGAGGGCAUUCUGUGAGAUUGCCAGCAAAAUUGGCAAAGGAAUUCCCGAAAUUGAUUCACACGGAAAUUGACACGUUUAAUCGGCCAAAUUGGCAGGAAGUAAAUUGGCUAUACAAGGAUGGAAAGAUCUGGGACUGGAGCCGGAGUUACACUGUUCAUCUUUGGUUCAGGUUUUAUAAUAAGGAGCACAAUCUUGAAGAUAUAAAAACCAUUAAUACAACCAUGGGACAGUUGUUUAGGUUUGUAGUCUAUGGUAAAAUAGACUUGAUUGGAAAGGAUAAAAAAGUCACAGCCUUCAGUUUAUGAUGAACGCAUCCAGCAGCUGGUUGGGUACUAUUCCUUUUAACGAGGUUUAGCAAUGUUCCGAUGAGUCACAGAACUGCGACAUUGCGAAGAACUGUUCAAAGUGUUAGCCCAUUGUUGAAAGGCACCCAUCAUGUUACGUGAUUGUAUUGAAUUUUAACGUAAUUAAAGCACAUGUAU